AUGGCCACCAAGAGCGUCCUUAGACGAGCCCUGCUUUACGUCCCUGGCUCAUCACAGCGCAUGCUCGACAAGUCCCGAACACUCUCUGUCGACUGCGUCGCCUACGACCUCGAAGACAGCGUCACUCCGUCCAAGAAAGCCGAAGCUCGCAGCCUGGUGCGCGCAGCUCUCGACCUGCCCUCGCCCGCCGGCGCCAGGGAGCGGGCAGUACGCAUCAACUCCGUCGGCAGCGGGCUUGCUCUAGCCGACCUGACGGAAGUGCUUAAAUCUCCCAACCUCUCGACGCUGGUGGUGCCGAAAGUCGACUCAGCCUCAGACCUCACCUUCAUAUCCGACGUGAUCUCACAUACCCUCUCCACCGCCGACGCCCACCUACCGCGUCCACAAAUCUCCAUACUCGCCCUCAUAGAAAGCGCAAAGUCCAUCACCAACCUAUCACAGAUAUGUACCGCCACGCCGCUCCUGUCCGGCCUGAUCUUCGCUGCAGAAGACUUCGCGCUCGAUCUAAGCAUCACUCGCACCCCGUCACUGAAUGAAUUCCUCUACGCCAGGAGCGCCAUAGUUACCGCCGCAAGGGCCCAUGAGCUGCCUUCCGCCAUCGACCUGGUCUGCACGUCGUACAAGCAAGACGGAGACGGCAUGUCGGUGCUAGAAGAAGAGUGUUGGUCCGGUAAGAGGCUUGGGUUCAAUGGGAAGCAGUGUAUCCAUCCGACGCAGGUGGAGAGGGUGCAGGGGAUUUUUGGGCCAGAGCAGAAAGAGGUCGAGUGGGCUGUUAGGGUUGUGGUUGCGGAUGAGAAGGCUGCGAGGCAGGGAAGGGGAGCAUGGACGCUGGACGGGAAGAUGAUUGAUGUCCCCGUUGCGGAGAAGGCGAGAGCGAUUGUGAGGAAGGCUGAGGCGUGCGGGUUUGAUGUCGAGGGAGUUAGGGAGAGAUGGAAGCAUCAGGAGCCGGAGUAG
Molecule: messenger RNA, 954 nt
Organism: Nannizzia gypsea CBS 118893
Lineage: Eukaryota; Fungi; Ascomycota; Eurotiomycetes; Onygenales; Arthrodermataceae
Product: citrate lyase subunit beta
Exons: 3
Coding region: 1-954 (317 amino acids)
Biological process (GO): oxaloacetate metabolic process
Molecular function (GO): magnesium ion binding; catalytic activity
Source: RefSeq, a predicted model, not a curated record